UUAGAGGAACAAUUAGUUUUUGAUGAAAAACCUUACCAAGAAGAUGUAUCUCAUGAGGUUUUUGAUGUAAUGGAUGUUGAUGUAUUGCCCUCAUUGGAAAGGGACGAUAUGAUGCAAUUAGAACGUUUUAACGUUGACAAUAUACUGUGUGAAGAGCCAAUAGAGAGGUUAUAUAAUGAAGAUGAUAAUUUCUUGAGUAAAAUCUACAUAUAG
Messenger RNA from Ilex paraguariensis (yerba mate), 213 nucleotides. Lineage: Eukaryota; Viridiplantae; Streptophyta; Magnoliopsida; Aquifoliales; Aquifoliaceae. The record is from the annotation of a GenBank genome assembly.